Tribolium madens (black flour beetle) is the source of this 1495-nucleotide messenger RNA. RefSeq names its product LIM/homeobox protein Lhx9-like (gene Ap). The coding region runs from base 136 to 1221 and encodes 361 amino acids. Gene Ontology annotation, molecular function: DNA-binding transcription factor activity, RNA polymerase II-specific; RNA polymerase II transcription regulatory region sequence-specific DNA binding. Lineage: Eukaryota; Metazoa; Arthropoda; Insecta; Coleoptera; Tenebrionidae. Gene Ontology annotation, biological process: neuron differentiation; regulation of transcription by RNA polymerase II. The record is from RefSeq and is a predicted model, not a curated record. The transcript is spliced from 4 exons. Gene Ontology annotation, cellular component: nucleus.
CGGUAAACUGCACGGUGGCUGGGUUCGAAACGUCGCGAGUGUUGUGCUGUGCUGUUUUGACAGAUCUUGUGGAUUAUGGGCGGCGUUGCCAGGUAGCCUCAACUUCAGCUUCAGUCGAUUUUGGGCUCGUGCAAGAUGCUGAAGGAGCGCGAAUCGAUCGAACGCGCCAUCUCCUCGCCGUGCUCCAGCCUUGGAGGUUCUUCGGCCGUAGAUGGGACKACAUGUGCCGGCUGCAGAGGCAGAAUCCAGGACCGUUACUACCUCCUGGCCGUCGACAGACAAUGGCAUGCCUCCUGCUUGAAAUGUUGCGAAUGUAAACUUCCUCUGGAUACGGAGCUGACUUGUUUCGCCCGAGAUGGGAACAUUUACUGCAAGGAAGAUUAUUAUCGGAUGUUCGCGGUGACGCGUUGCGGUCGCUGCCAGGCGGGCAUCUCCGCCAACGAGCUGGUGAUGCGGGCGAGAGACUCCGUCUACCACCUGCACUGCUUCUCGUGCACCUCCUGCGGGAUCCCGCUGUCCAAAGGAGACCACUUUGGGAUGAGAGAUGGGCUUAUUUACUGUCGGCCGCAUUACGAGUUGCUGGAUUUCUGCGAUACGAGCGAUCCGGUGGAGAUGAUGUUCAGAGGGAGCGAGUCACCGCCGGGGUAUUUUGCCAAUGCAACGCCGCAGCAUCAUAAGGGGCGGCCGAGGAAAAGGAAGAUGCCAGUGGAAGAUCGGGGGUGCGGGGAGAUUCCGGUGACGAUGAGGAUGGCGGCGGCGACGUUAGAAAUGCUCCAACAAGGCGACCUUUCGUCGUCCAUGGAGUCGCUUUCGUACGACUCGUCGGUGACGUCYCCCGCGUCCAGCAAUGGACACCAGCCCCAGAGGACCAAACGCAUGCGCACGUCAUUUAAACACCACCAGUUGAGGACCAUGAAGACGUAUUUUGCCAUCAACCAAAACCCAGAUGCGAAGGACUUGAAGCAGUUGGCGCAGAAAACGGGGCUCUCGAAGAGGGUCCUCCAGGUGUGGUUCCAGAACGCGAGGGCGAAAUGGAGGAGGAACAUCAUGAGACAGGAAGGGGGGCAAAACCAGGGACAGAGUCAAGCCAAUGGGCCCUCUUCAGUGGGCUCGGGGAUCAUGGGGGAGAGUAAUAGUUUAUCGCACCAGUCGCUCGACGAUUUGCACCACCAUUUGCACUCGCAGAAUUCGCAGACUUUGACGUUCAGUGAUAUUUAUUAGAAGUAGUGACACUGUAGACACUAGUUAGGUACACACACGCAAUGUUCCUUUAUGAUAGUGAUAAYUGAAUGAUUUUAUCAGUUGUUUUCAGUUGAGGAUUUUGUUAGUGAAUAGAUUGCACGAUGAUUUUUGAGGAUCUUGUAGAUAUGUCGUUGUUUGUACAUAAGAAUAUACGUUAGUGAUAGGUGAGAGUAUUCGAGGAAUAUUUAUAAUUUUGUAUGGUUGUGCGAUGCUGUCAUACAUGUACGGUGUAUGUCUACAAGGAAUAAAUGUA